GGAGGUGACCUUACUGAAGAAUUAUUGAAUUUCAGGAUACUUCAGGUUGAUACAUUUGAACGUUUCAGUAAUUAUUUGCAGGUUUUGUUAGUCAAAUCUGUUGGGUUUGAGUCGUGGCUUUAUAGAGUCCGCUGGUUGAAGCAGUAACUAGUUAUCUUUAUUACUAACGUUUACUGGAAAUAAAAGCAGUUGAUGUGAGAUCAGGAAUGGCAGAAGGACAGCAGGCUCGCGUGCAGAAGGCAGUGGAGGAUAUGGUUCAGAGUCUGGAGAAAGAUCACAUCCGUAAGAUGCAGGGGCGUAUGUUCCGCUGCAGUGCAGAGUGUUGUGAGAAUCCUGGCCACUCCAUGAACCAGGUGCACCAGUGUAUAGAUCGCUGCCACGCACCGCUGGCUAAAGCUCAAGGACUGGUCACCAGUGAACUCGAGCAGUUUCAGGAUCGUCUCUCGAGGUGUACAAUGCACUGUAAUGACAAAGCCAAAGAUCUGUUUGACUCCGGGGGGAAGGAGGUAGCCGUGCGGGCGCUGAUGGACAGCUGUGUAAGCAGCUGUGUGGAUGAGCACCUGAACCUGCUGCCCAGCAUGACUCGCAGACUGAAGGACAGCCUGAACUCAAUACCUCAGUGAAGCCUGUAGGCUGUAUGAAAUAAUUCUUGUGGACUCAUAAGUUUACUGGAUAGAAGAAUGUGGUCUUUGCUAUCGCCUAACUGUGACUUGGUGAAUGGUUUGUGCUGAUUUCUGUGUCCAUAUUGUUUGUUUUUUGUACAGACAAUAAAUAAUGUGAUCAAACCAGCUUGCUGGCUGUUAAAUGAUAAA
This is a messenger RNA of Puntigrus tetrazona (Sumatra barb), 812 nucleotides long. It is a transcript of the gene timcc, whose product is annotated as family with sequence similarity 136 member A. The coding region runs from base 207 to 623 and encodes 138 amino acids. NCBI's taxonomy places the organism in Eukaryota, Metazoa, Chordata, Actinopteri, Cypriniformes, Cyprinidae. Gene Ontology annotation, cellular component: cytoplasm. The record is from RefSeq and is a predicted model, not a curated record. The transcript is spliced from 3 exons.